Marmota flaviventris (yellow-bellied marmot) is the source of this 2793-nucleotide messenger RNA. The record is from RefSeq and is a predicted model, not a curated record. NCBI's taxonomy places the organism in Eukaryota, Metazoa, Chordata, Mammalia, Rodentia, Sciuridae.
CUGGUCGCUGGGUCGUGACUGCCCUAGGUAAGAUCGCCGUCCCGGGCGCUGGGUCCUCUGGGCUCUGCAUGCAUCGAUGCCCUUCCGGGAGGUAGGCUGCAGCUGCAGGAGCCAAGUGGGUCUCGGAGACCGCCGGGGCGCGCAGGGCCCGGGGCGCGGAACUCCGGGAACCGCAAUUGCCAAGCACUUGUGUUUCGGGACCCCGAGGGCUCCUCGCGCCACCUCCAGCACCCGAAGAGAGUGGGAUCGACUACGGGCCUGCUACUCAAGCCUGGGAAACCAGGACACACUCUGGGAACUCUUCAACCGCCUCCAGCGCCGGACUGGUUGGGUAGAUUUCUUAAUCAAGGCACUGAAGAUCUGUGAGCAGGCUGAGCUUGCUGAGGAAGUGGCUCAUGUUUACCGGAGCAAACUGCUUCCUGGGAACCCAACCUGUUCUCCAGCCCCUCAGGCAGCACCGGCAGCUCCUGGCAAGGUCCCAGGGCCCUCUGCACCUGCUGUGGCUCACGUCCCCUACAAUGGCUACCGAGAAGAGCCAAGUUACCCCAGGCCUGUGCAGGACACACAGCCACCAAAGUCCCCAGGAGAGAGUUCAGAGCCAGCCCCACAGAUACCCAGUUCCAGGGGAGUCCUGAGGAGACCUGCUGGCUCCUUGGAGCCCUCCUCUAACCCAACAUCCCUCAGCCUUCCGACAUCCAGCAGGCAUCAGGAGCAGGAUCGAGAACUGGGUGGUACCCACAUAGCAGGUGCAGUUUGCAGCUCCACAUCAGCCUGUGGGCCUGUGUCCCCGACUGUCUCCUUCCAGCCCCUGGCCCGUUCCACCCCCAGGAAAAGCCACUUGCCUGGACCUGCAGUGUCAGCUCCUGCAUCUGCUGGUCCCUCCUCCAUUGCCUUGGCUUCUGUAGAGGAGAUUGGUGACCAUAAUAAGACUGCCAUCUGCUCUAGUGAUGCAGAGGUACCUGCUGAUUCAACAACUACCAGCUUACUGCCCUCCAAAGUGCCUGCCAACUCGGCCCUUGUCGGCUUGGGGCCCUCCAAGUUGCCUACCAGCACAAAGCCCCCUGGUGCAAUGCCCCCUAAAGUGCCCUCCAACCCAGCACCAUCCAAGUUGCCCAUCAAUUCAACACGUGCUAGCGCCAUGCCAUCCAAAGUGCCUACUGCUACCAUGAUUCCCACCAAGGUGCCUACCAACACAAUGCCCUCCAACGGGAGCAAAGCCAAGGAGACCCCAGGGACUCCAGCAACCACAGUCACCAUUGAAGGCAGCUCUCCUUGGAGGGGUAGCAGCUCUGGGAACUUGCCCUCUGAGGCCGAGCUGAGCAAGCCUGGUACCCUGGUAUCGAGGGUCGAUAGCCAGCCAUUUUCCGGCUGUUCUGAAGAUCUCGCUAUCAGCAAUUCUCUGGUCCUGGAGUCCAGCCAAGGCCCAGAGGAAAAUGAGUACAUGUCCUUUGCUAUCCAUGUGGCUGAGGGUCCCAGUGCUGACCUCCUGGAUGGCAGCCCUGAACGACCUGAGGCCUCAGAGCCCCAGGAGGAGGAAGAGGAGGAGAUGUGCCCAACAGCACCAGGGGCUCUGUGGUGGCUGGGGACUGCCGCAGCCAGCGCGCUCCUGGCGGUGCUCCUGGUAGUGCUGUACCGGCGGCGCCCACUGCAGUGAAACCUCCAUUGCCCACCACAUUCCCAUGGUGCCCUUUCCCCAGGCUGGCAGGGGCCGGGUCAAGCAGGGGACCUCGAGAACUACGGGCCUGAUGGAGGAGUGAGUUGUGAGGACAGCGUUUUCUGUCCUAGCUCUUGUCCUCUGCUUGUCCCUCACCAUCCUUGGCUUUCCAGGCUCUAAGCGGCCCCCAGUGCUUCAGACCUUGCCUACCUGGUAGUCUCCCUGUGUGCUCCUAAGGAGGUCCCCUCCACCAGGCUUUGUCCCCCUUUGCCCAAGCCUGAAGAUCAGGAGAUGCCCCUCAUUCUGCCCAGGUCCCCUGAGGCCAAAACAGGUGUUCUGGGUGGGGAAUUCCCACAAGACCUUGUUCCCCGCCCAGCAGCUCAGCAUCCUGACAGCAGCAAGGUGCCUAGUGUUCAGGGAGCCAGCUGCUUUGGGUUCCCUGUCUCUCUAGUCCCCCUCUAUUGGCCAGCCCACCCUGGAAGAAGGUCCAGUUCCAGUGGACCCAGGGAAGCCAGAAGCAGCCACUAGACAGGAGGAAGACCCUUGGAGCCUUUCUCCAGUCCCCUUACCUCCACCUCUGUCCUCCAUUCUCUUUGGCUUCCUACAUGGAUUGGGGAAGGGACCUGCCUAGUGGGCAGAAUUCAAGCCAGGUUCAGAUUUCAGUUCUUCCCUUUCUGGGCUGUGUGACUUUGGCAGAUGUUCAGGCUCUCUGGUCUGGUUUCCCCACGUGGACAGUGAGCUUCUAGCUCAUCCUUCAUGGACAUGGCAUACAGGAUGCGGCAUCCCUCCUGUCUAACCUGGUAGAGCUGAGGGCUUGAGAGGCAGAGUGCACAGCAACAAGGGUGCGCUGUGCAGUGAGGGCAGGCUCAGGCUGUAUCCUGCUCAUCAUCUCACUAGCUCUUUAAUCCCAGGCAAGAUAUUAACCUCUGUGUGCCUCACUUUUCUCACCUGUUAAAUGGGAGUGAAAUGUCUACACACACACACACACACACAUACACAUAUGUAUGUACGUGUGUGUAUAUUCUAGUGUUGUCCUGGGGAUUAAAUUAGUUUAUCUAUGUAAAUCUUAGUCUGAAUCCUGGCAUUUCCUAAGGACUGGAUACAUGUUAUUAUUGCUAAUUAAAUGGGCAGUGAGUAGA